GAUUUGACAAUACUGACAUUUGCUUGACCAUAACCAAAAAACCUCGCUCGCUGCUAAACUUUGUGUCUUCCUGGCGAGAAUUUCACAAAAAGUUUUACCGUACAAAUCUAAUAAACAAACAUAUUUAACAAAACUACAAACAUGUCCAGCAGCGCCGCAGUUAUUUCUGUGAAAGAUGCGGAAGAGUACAACACACUGAUCAAUGCCGAGAAGACUACAGUAGUGUUAUUCACAGCCGAUUGGGCUGAACAGUGUAAACAUGUCCUGGAAGCGCUGGAGGAGCUCGCUAAAAUUCUGAGUAAUAAAUUGCAAUUCGUUAGUGUUGUAGCCGAAAACUUUCCCGAGAUUUCCAUGAAGCACCAGAUUGAAGCAGUUCCCACCAUCAUUUUCUUCACCAAAGGCACGGCUGUGGAUCGUGUGGAUGGUGUGAAUGUGGCAGAAAUUACAGCGAAGUGUAAAAAACUUGGUGGCUCUGUUGCCGGUGAAUCUUUGGAAGAUCGUUUGAAGGCGCUUAUCAACAAAGCUGAUCUCAUGAUAUUCAUGAAGGGCGAUCGCAAUGCGCCACGUUGUGGUUUCUCCCGACAGAUAAUUGAAAUCGUGAAUGCAACAAGUAUUCCCUAUGAGACAUUCGAUAUUUUGAAUGACGAAGAAGUGCGUCAAGGUCUGAAGACAUAUUCAGAUUGGCCUACGUAUCCACAAGUAUAUGUUAAAGGUGAACUGAUCGGUGGCUUGGACAUUAUUAAGGAGCUGAAAGCAAAUAAUGAAUUAGAAACUGCAUUGAAGGGUUAAAGAAAAUGUUAUGACUCAGUAAUAUGCAUGCAAAAUUUUAUUUAUAAAUGAAAUAAAAUUGGCAACCGGUUUU
Messenger RNA from Zeugodacus cucurbitae (melon fly), 862 nucleotides. It is a transcript of the gene Grx3, whose product is annotated as glutaredoxin 3. The transcript has 4 exons. The coding region runs from base 142 to 789 and encodes 215 amino acids. Lineage: Eukaryota; Metazoa; Arthropoda; Insecta; Diptera; Tephritidae. The record is from RefSeq and is a predicted model, not a curated record.